AUGCACAGGCCAUGGACACGAGACAGAAUUAUCUACCGCAGUGAUCACAACAUAAAUUGCUUGUCUUGUUUGACUUCCUUGUUCACCAAAGUUGAGCAGAUUGUCGCCGUUUUCAACGCUUCUACCAGACAAAAAGCUUGGGACCAUUUCUCGAAAGCCCAGCGAAAGAACAUAGACAUUUGGCGAAAGCAUUCUGAGGAGCUUCGAAAUGCUCACAGCGAACAGCUCAUGGGAAUCCGCCGGGAAGAGGAGAUGGAAAUGUCCGAUGAUGACAGUGGUGACAAUCCCAGUAAAAAGCUGAGAGUAGAUGAUUCAGCUCUAGCCGCCCAAGCGUAUGCGCUAAAGGAAGAGAACGAUAGUCUUCGAUGGCAGCUGGAUGCUUAUAGGAAUGAAGUGGAGCUCCUGAAACAGGAGAAAGGACAGCUCUUUCGAACAGAAGAAAGCCUUACAAAGGACCAGCAGCUGCAGUUCCUGCAGCAGACAAUGCAAGGCAUGCAGCAGCAAUUGCUGAGCAUACAGGAAGAAUUAAAUAACAAAAAAUCCGAACUAGAGCAAGCCAAGGAAGAGCAAACACAUACACAAGCGAUGCUUAAAGUCCUUCAGGAACAGUUAAAAAGCGCCAAGGAAUUAGCAGAAAUCAAUGGACAUGAUGAAUCUCAGGCAAAUGAAAUCAAUGUAUUGACAGUAGCAUUGGUCAACCAAGACAGAGAAAAAAAUUCAGAGAAACGAAGCCCGGGUCUAAAAUCAGAGAAAGAGGCACUAUUAAUAGGUAUCAUAUCCACAUUUCUUCACGUCCACCCUUUUGGAGCCAAUAUAGAAUAUCUUUGGUCUUACAUGCAGCAGCUGGACUCUAGGAUCUCCGCAAAUGAGAUAGAAAUGCUUUUGAUGAGACUGCCGCGCAUGUUUAAACAAGAAUUCACUGGUGUAGGAGCAACACUGGAAAAGAGGUGGAAAUUUUGUGCCUUUGAAGGAAUUAAAACUGUCUGACUGUGACUAGUAAUGAAGCUAUGCAGAAGAAGAAUUCCUAGAGCAUGGCAGGGUUAUGAAGUAUUAAAGUAAGAAAUUUGGGUUUGGGCACAUAGUAGUAUGUUUUCAAAGUUAUCCAAGCCUAAUUUUAGUUACAUUUGUGACGUUCUCUUGUGAGUGGAAAUGUAGUUGUGCACCAGUUCCUAAAAUAAAAUAAAAUUUAAAAAAAAAAUCUCAAAAUGUGACAGAUCUGUUUCCUAUGAAAACUGAAGAAAGAUACCACAGUCAUAAUGAUUUCAAAAUACUACAUGUCCUACAUCUAAGAAAAGCUCAUUGAGCAAACAGUUAGGGAGAAAGAUUGCCCAGUUACGGUCGCUAAACUACAGCGAUGUAUAUGUAAUAUGUAGUAGAACUCAUUAAGUUUUGUUAUUGAAAGUUCUUUGUUCAGUAAGAAAAUUGAGUAAUUUUGCAGUGGGGAAAAGCAUACCAAAAGAAAACUUGAAGAUGUGUCUGAAGUUAUUGUAUUUUGUAAAUUAAGUUAUAUGCUGUACCAGGGAUUUUUGCCUUAUUGAAAGAGGCCUGAAAAUGUGAUUGGAGUCCUCAAGAAUGCUUUAUCAAGAAUAUUAUUUUUCUAAUGUAACUAUUCUCCAUUACAAGUUCUUUUAACAUGGAUUGCAUAUCAAUUUUCAUAAACAUGUAAAUAAGGAGGAAACCAGUGUUACUGUAUUGUAUUUGGUAUGUAACAUUCAGGUUUAUGCAUCAAAAUAAAUAUUCAGUUGCAUUACUGUUACAAAUUUUAUAGCAGAUAUAUUAAUUUUUAUCAAUAAAUAUGGCUUCUACCA
Apaloderma vittatum (bar-tailed trogon) is the source of this 1808-nucleotide messenger RNA. RefSeq names its product ecto-NOX disulfide-thiol exchanger 1 (gene ENOX1). Gene Ontology annotation, molecular function: protein-disulfide reductase activity. Gene Ontology annotation, biological process: ultradian rhythm. The transcript is spliced from 9 exons. Gene Ontology annotation, cellular component: plasma membrane; external side of plasma membrane. Lineage: Eukaryota; Metazoa; Chordata; Aves; Trogoniformes; Trogonidae. The record is from RefSeq and is a predicted model, not a curated record. The coding region runs from base 1 to 987 and encodes 328 amino acids.